AAGUUGUGACUUGAUGCACUACAGAUAAAGAUGUUACGCUACAAUACCUGAUAUAUAAACCACAUGGGCAGUCUUAUGUGUUUACUUAAUAGUAGUACAGUUGAUCUUUUUUUUCAUAUAAAAAUCGAAUAACCUACCUAACGACUGCAGAAAGGGAAAUUCAGCGCGCGCUAAAUAAACCAUCGUACACGCCUGCAGUACAAAGCCAACACAAACCAGAAUGGCGAACGGAAUGUACUUAGAACAUUAUUUAGACAGCAUCGAGGGACUUCCCUGCGAGUUGCAGAGAAACUUCUCAUUAAUGGAGGAUUUAGAUAAUAGAACUGAAGAGAAAAAAGCAGAGAUAAGUGAACUAGCUUCUGAGUAUAUUGCAAAAGUUAGAAAUCUGGCAUCCGAGGAGCGUGUCCAGCAUUUAAAGAAGAUUGAAAAUGCCUACAACAAAUGCAAAGAGUACAGCGAUGACAAAGUUCAGCUUGCAAUGCAGAUAUAUGAAAUGGUGGAUAAACACAUUCGGAGAUUAGAUGCUGAUCUUGCACGCUUUGAGAAUGAUCUGCAGGAGAAACUGGACUCAGCCAGUCUGGAGAGCUCAGAUGAAAAGCAAUCUCGAAAAGAUAAGAAUAUAAAAGAAAAGAGGGCAUCCCAUGGAUCAGACAAGAAAGGAUCAGAUCAAGACUCACCCAAGCAGAAAAAAAUGAAAAAUGGUGCAAAUGUAAGUGAAUCUCUGCUCGCCAUGCACCCAUCAGAUGUCCUGGAUAUGCCUGUGGACCCUAAUGAACCCACAUACUGUUUAUGUAGUCAAGUAUCAUAUGGAGAAAUGAUUGGAUGUGACAAUUCUGAUUGUCCAAUAGAAUGGUUUCACUUUGCUUGUGUUGGCCUAACAACCAAACCAAAAGGAAAAUGGUACUGCCCACGAUGCACCCAAGAGAUGAGAAAAAAAUAGUCUACUUCUACAAUGCAUCCUAAAUCAAAUGUCCAGUUAUUACAGCCUAUUCAGUGGAAAUCAAUUACCUUUUUGUAAAUGUGCCUUUCCUAUGGAGACGACCAUGAAUGUAACAAUAGGGAAUAAUAUUAAAUGUAUUUUCCAGUUGGUGCCA
This is a messenger RNA of Sinocyclocheilus grahami, 1094 nucleotides long. RefSeq names its product inhibitor of growth protein 5-like. Gene Ontology annotation, molecular function: chromatin binding. The record is from RefSeq and is a predicted model, not a curated record. The coding region runs from base 221 to 940 and encodes 239 amino acids. NCBI's taxonomy places the organism in Eukaryota, Metazoa, Chordata, Actinopteri, Cypriniformes, Cyprinidae. Gene Ontology annotation, biological process: positive regulation of apoptotic signaling pathway; regulation of DNA-templated transcription. The transcript has 8 exons. Gene Ontology annotation, cellular component: nucleus.